This is a messenger RNA of Cylicostephanus goldi, 710 nucleotides long. Lineage: Eukaryota; Metazoa; Nematoda; Chromadorea; Rhabditida; Strongylidae. The record is from the annotation of a GenBank genome assembly.
AAUGCGAUUAUGAAGCUGAUUCCUCCACGAAUAAAGUUGAAUUGGGUUUGUCAGUCCGCGCGGUUAUUCUCCUCCGGUCCUGAUGAUCCUGCUAAACUCAUUAAUCUGACAAAAUAUUCACCCGAGAAGAUCCGGAAUUUCAGCAUCGUCGCUCAUGUGGAUCACGGGAAAAGCACGUUAGCUGAUCGUUUGUUAGAGUUGACCGGAGUAGUGAAGCCAGGAGAACGAAAUGAGCAAAUGCUUGAUCGUUUACCCGUUGAGAGAGAACGAGGAAUCACUGUGAAAGCUCAGACUGCUGCCUUACCCUAUAAGGAUUAUUUAUUAAAUCUCAUUGAUACUCCUGGUCAUGUCGACUUUUCUGCCGAAGUUUCUCGAUCAUUAGCUGUUUGUGAUGGUAUUUUAUUGGUAGUUGCUGCCAAUCAAGGAGUCCAAGCGCAGGUGAUAAUCUCAUUAACGAUUGCCAACUUUUGGCUCGCUUUUGAAAGAAACAUACAUAUGAUACCGGUUAUCAAUAAAAUAGAUCUCAGUGGUGCUAAUAUCGCAAAGGUGGAGACCCAGCUCAAAAAUCUUUUUGAAUUUGAACCUCAUGAAUCGCUAAAGAUCUCGGCAAAGACAGGGCUGAAUGUUGAGUCAGUGCUAGAUGCCAUUGUUCAGAGAAUUCCUCCGCCAACUACUAGGAAGGAGGCUCCUUUUCGGUAUGUUUUUUGAUG